This is a messenger RNA of Vollenhovia emeryi, 2891 nucleotides long. RefSeq lists its product as uncharacterized. Gene Ontology annotation, cellular component: catenin complex; cytoplasm; membrane. Gene Ontology annotation, biological process: cellularization; cell migration; cell-cell adhesion. The record is from RefSeq and is a predicted model, not a curated record. Bases 90 to 2666 code for a protein of 858 amino acids. The transcript has 12 exons. Gene Ontology annotation, molecular function: beta-catenin binding; actin filament binding. Lineage: Eukaryota; Metazoa; Arthropoda; Insecta; Hymenoptera; Formicidae.
AUUCACCUUAUUUACAUUGCGCCGUUGAGAUGCAUGAAUUUUGAAGUUUCAAAGAGCCGUGGGGAUCGAGAAAUAGGGAUCCGUGAACGAUGGAGCUGAAAACGAGGCAAACGAGGAAUUUGCUGGAGCUACUGCGGCAGCAAGUAAACAAGUUGCAUCUGUCGCCGACCACCGCUCCCGUUAAUCCGUCGGAGAUCUCGGCUGCAAAGUCGACGCUCUACGAGCAGCUGCAUUCCCUAACUCAGAGAUUCAACAGUCUGACGGGCGACGAUCAUUGCGACUUCGAGGAGGCGAACGCGAAGCUCGCCGACGCGGCCACGAAUUUGAAAUACAUUUCUCUCCUGAAAAACAUCGACGAGCUUAUUAAGGCUAUUAAAUGCGACGAUGUUGACAACGACGCGGACGUACGCAGGACGGAAUUGCUGCUCGACAGCUUUGGGUUGGCUCUGCGAGCGUUGGAAGACUUCGAAUGCCUGCCGUUGAGGCAGAGACUGCAGGAUUGUCUGGACUAUGUGAAAGAAAUGGGCAGAGCGAAUGAGAUUGAGGACCUUCAAAAUAUAAAGGAACUGGGCACUUCGAUACUGGAGAUACUCGAACCAUUGCAGAAUUUCAGAAAGAGCCUGGCGUCCGCUCUCCUGUCGCGGAAGCUGGCUUUAUACACUUCUCAACUGUGCACGUCGUUCGAGAUGCUCGUGCAAUUGGCUCGGGAGCAGCAUCAGUUAAAUGCACCAAUUUAUGCUUGUAAGAAGUACGUCUGCGAAAGAAUAUGCACGUGCUGCGAAAUGAUUUUGAACUUGUUGAACGGCCCGAAUCCGUCGUCGGAACAGGAAACUGGCGACAGGGAGAAUCAUUUCGUCUACAGAAUGGAUCUGGCGUUGGACAUUAUAUUGGAAAUAUCGAGCAGGACGCAUCAGGAGCAGCUAUCCGAAUGCGCGGAACUGUGGCUGAGACUGGAGGAUGUCUUCUCUCAUGCUAUGGCAAUCACCCAAGUGUGCCAGCCGUAUAACUUCAAAGCCAUAACCGGUUCAUGCCAGUCCAUAGUGUUGGAAUACGAGAAGCUUAAGCAGCAAUUGCUAUCGGAAACCCCCGACACGGCGUUAAACAAUUUAUUCACGUACACCCUGACUGACGCUCUUUAUCGCUUGGAGCGCAAAGUUAACAUAGCGGUGUUGACGCUCGCGAUGGAGGUGUUCAGCAAUCCUUUCGCAGCAUUGAAGAAACUCGUUAUGACAUGCGGAAACUCGUUAAGCGCGAAAAGAAGAUCGAAGAGCGAUCUAAACGAUCUCGUCGAGGUCUUUGAUCAACUCUUUGACCAAACUGUGCAAAUUGGGGUGUUUGCGAUCGCUUGUUGCAAGGACAAGAACCGCAAUAACAAAAUUCGCAAUUGUCUCGCGGGAUUCGAGUCCUUGGAAACAGAAUUGAUUUCCGCCGUGACUUCCUUCUAUCUGCAUCCAGACAACAAAGAAAUGCGUUCCAGUGUCAAGCUGUUGACCACGCAGUGGCAGCUGGAGAUGAACAAGUUUCAGAAUGCCGUCAAUCUCGUUAUAAAUUCUGCUGCCUUUUGUCAAGUAGUUAUGGACGAUCUUCAAGAACGUAUAACAGCAAUCUCAGAUUGUCUGGAUAACAGAGAGCCGGUAACGCAGCUUCAAGUGCAGGGUAUCGUUCAGCGUGCUUCAGCUUUAUCUAGUCAAAUCACAACGGUCGUAAAUGACAUUGAUACUGAAGACAUCGAUCGUCAAACGAUAAUGAUGACGAGGGAGUUGAAAGCAGCUAUAUUUGAAGCCAACGCAGCUGCCAAGACUCUUCUGGUGGAAAAUGCAACGGAGCCUCAACAAUUGCGGGUGAUAAAACGAUGCGAAUUGAUAUUGAGUGUCGUUAAAAAGUUGCAGCCCGCCUUAUCUACAAUUAUGAACAAUACGACGCAUGAAAAAUCGUCGAGGGGCCAGGGAGAUUCCGGUCACGGUAGCGUGUCAAAUGCCAUGAACUUUCCAUCCACGGUUUACGGCUUGCCGCGCGACGAAAAUAGUUUAGUUUACAUUAGAACACCCUACACAGUGAAACCGCACAAACCGCACGUGUCCAUUCAACCGGCAAACAGUGUGGCGCAGAAACCGUUGGAUCUGUCGUAUUUGAUACCUUACAUAGAGAACGGCCGUGCGUUGCGCAGCGAGCACUCCGUUAUGUACAAUACGCCGCGCAAGAGCAAGAGAGUGGCGGGGCCAGCCGUUAAAAGUGAAAUGUCCGCCAGGAAUCUGUCCACCAUCAGACAACAUCUCUUUAGCAGAGAUAGCUUCAGCAUUCGCGCUGACUACGACAUAGCUGAAGAGAGCAUGGAUUUAACAGCUGUUCUAGAGAAGAUUGUUUCGUCGUCGGCGUCGAGAGACGCAACGUUCGCGUCGCGCCAGUUCUCAGAAGUGGAAUGCGCGUCUUUGGGAAGCGUAAAUAAGGAGUCGGUGUUCAACAUCGUGGAGAAACUUUGUCAGACCGGUAGGCCGGAGACGGACGGCUGUUUAAAUAAAUCCGAGAUAGCGGAGAAGAUGGGCGAAUGCGCCAUAUCCGGUGGCGGCGACGCGUCUUUGAUCAUGGAGUCGUGUCAAAAGCUCAACAGCGUACGGUCUCCAGGCAACAAGAUACAAAAGUCGACCUCGGAGCGACGCGAGGUAUAAAGGGAGACCACACGCUUCGUUCUCAUGUUUAACAUUAACCGUUGACGCAAUUUUUUAAUUAGUCUUUAAGGUGACGGCAAUGUAAAUGUAUAUAAAUUACAAUGUCGACUACGCAUCGUUACGUAACAAUUAUAAUAUUAAUACCAAAAAUUUUCAAUUUCACUUGUAAAUGUUCAACUUUAUCAAAAUUUUUAUUGCGAUAUAAAAAGAACCGAUUGAAGCGCA